GACAAAAAAUGGGAACCCACCAGCAGUGUGAGGAGACCUGAAAGUGGCACAUGGCAGAGUGUGGCGAUGGUGGAGACAGCAGCAAUGGGAGGGGCCGUACAGGGACCCAUGACACACUCUGGACCUGGCAGCAGCAUGAGGAGGCGGUAUAUAGGGGCCCAUGGCAGAUUAGGGGCCUGGCAGCAGCUAUGGGAGGAGCCCCGUAAUCUGCCAGCACCCUAUGACAAAAAAAAACACCAGCAGUGUGUGAGGAGACCUGAAAGUGGCACAUGGCAGAGUGUGUGGCGAUGGAGACAGCAGCAAUGGGAGGCCGUUACAGGGACCCAUGACAGACUCUGGACCUGGCAGCAGCAU
This is a messenger RNA of Staurois parvus, 354 nucleotides long. NCBI's taxonomy places the organism in Eukaryota, Metazoa, Chordata, Amphibia, Anura, Ranidae. The record is from the annotation of a GenBank genome assembly.